CUCUGCCCUCCGUCGCUGUGCCGGGGCGUGAGGGUUGUGUCCGAUUCCUCACCUCCUGCGGCGUUUUGCCCCAGCCUGUGCUAUUCUUCCCUUCCACCUCAGUUUGUGGGUGGCCUUUAUCCUUUGAGGAGGCAGGUUGUCGUUUCUAGGGGUGGUCGUGCUGGGAAGGGCCUCUUCUGUUUCUGCAGUUCUUAGAGAGGUGCUGAGCUCAGUCAUGUAGUGAGAUCAGGUGCGUUUGGGGGGCUCAGCUGAGGGGGACCUGUGUUCCCUGCAUGGUCCAGGGCCAGCCUCCUCCUUAGGAAAGGCAUUUUCCAUGUCCUUAGGCUCAGAUGCAUUGCAUUUUUACAGAUGGUGGGCAAGGCUUCUUUUGCUAAGUCAGGCUGAUAGUGCUGAGGGUUAAAGGCUUACAGCUGGUGAGGGUUCUCUUUCUCCAGUACUCAUUUACAAAGGAAAACAAUGCAAGCUUAGAGGUGUUUUCCAAAGGUUCAACUUUGGCUGGGUGGGGCUUAAAUGUGGAGAGCUGCCUCUUAGGGUCCCUUGAAAAUCUGUUAGGCUGGGUGCCUGGUAGAAGUUCAGAGCAUUGCUUUCGAAGGGUUAUGUUUCAUAUAAAAGAGUAUCUGCAAAAUGGCAACUGCUCAGAAACAAAGGAACUGUGUGAGUGCAGUGACAUUUCCUAACAAAAUAUCUACUGAGCAGCAAUCCUUAAUGCUAGUGAAGAGGCUCCUGGCAGUAGCAGUAUCCUGCAUUACAUAUCUGAGAGGAAUCUUUCCUGAAAGUGCCUAUGGAACAAGAUACAUGGAUGAUGUCUGUGUCAAAAUUCUGAGGGAAGACAAGAACUGUCCUGGGUCUACUCAGCUGGUGAAAUGGAUGUUAGGAUGCUACGAUGCCUUGCAGAAGAAAUAUCUAAGAAUGAUUGUCCUAGCAGUCUAUACCCAUCCAGAAGAUCCUCAGACAAUUACAGAAUGUUAUCACUUCAAAUUCAAGUACACCCACAAUGGGCCACUCCUGGAUUUCAGCAGUAAGAAUAAAAGGAAUGAUUCCACAAUCACCUGUGCAGACACCAAGAAAGCAAGUAUCCUCCUCAUUCGCAAGAUUUAUGUUCUGAUGCAAAACCUGAGUCCAUUACCAAAUGAUGUUUGCCUGACUAUGAAGCUGUUUUAUUAUGAUGAAGUUACACCAUCUGAUUACCAACCUCCUGGUUUUAAGGAGGGUGAAUGUGAGGGGAUGAUAUUUGAGGGAGAGCCUAUGUAUCUGAAUGUGGGUGAAGUGCCAACGCCUUUUCAUAUGCUGAAAGUUAAAGUUACAACUGAAAAGCAACGAAUGGAAAACGUUGAUAAAAGCAUCUUAAAGCAUGGAGAGACUAAUGUGCCUCUCCAAGUGCUCAGAGUGGACAGAGAUGAUCCAGAAGAGGAGAACCAGGACAUGAAUGAAGAUCCUGUCUUGGAUAAUAAAGUGGAAGAUAGGAAUGAUAUAAAUAUUUCAGAAGCUCAAGAACCAAAUUUAACUUGUGAAGAAAAUGAAGUUACAGAGGCUGGAGGGAAGCAGAAUCUGUAUGUUUCUAAUCCUCAGGUUGAUCACUUGGCAAGACAGACAUCUGAACUUAAUGUGUCAGAGAGCAGGACAAGAAGUGGAAAGAUAUUUCAAACCAGCACUGUUCAUCAGUUUGAACUCUCAUCUAGUCAAGAUGUGCUGCCAAAAAGGAGAAAGAUCAGCGAACCAAAGGAGCAAUUUUAGAUACCCAUCUCCCUGCUGUUGUUUAGAGUUCUCCACACCACUUCCAUUUCAUUGUUUGAUGUGAGUGUUCAUAUUUAAAUAUCUUUUAGGGAUCUUUUCUGUUCUAUUUGUAGUCAAAAUGGAGAGUAUUUUAAGGAAAGAAAAUCUGUCAAGAAGCCCAGCUGAAGAAUCAGAACUUAUUUUUUUUUUAUAGGAGGUCAUACCCCAUCAGGACAGACAAAGGUACCUGACUGUUCUGUAAUGGAACAUUUCAGUAACCGAGGGCAUUUGGGGGAUUUCACUCCCCACUUAGAACGUGUUUAAAUCCUGAUGGCAGUUGUGUAACAUGCGUUACCCACAACACAAGGUUUCACUGGUAAUUUUGGGCUGUGUUUCAAAGCUGAGGAACUCCUUGUCCAGGCGCAAACCCCUCAGUCUUGGGUUAACGUCCAGGAUUAUGGAUGAGGCUCAGGAGGGCUGUGCCAGUUACAGCAAUGCUGCAUUCUUUGCUUUUACUGCCGGGACAGUUGGGGGGGCUGGAUUCUUUGCUUUUCUUCCAGACUGAAGGCACCAGACUCAAGUAAAAAGCAUUCUUCAUAUCUUCAAUUACAUCUUUCAUGUCAAAAUGCUGGAAUUUCUAUACAGCUGUGAUGACACCUAUGUAAUUAUAAAGUGUUAACUGUGGUGGGCAUCUAUUAUAAUGGUGUGCAAUUACUUGAAGAAACCUGUAAAAUGCUUAAUUGCAGAAGUUGGGCAUGGUGCCGUUUCUUUUUCUAACAAAAACUAUUAAUUUUUCCUGUGCUGUAACUGAGUUGGAAUUAAGCUAUUUUUGCAUGGCGAAGGGCUGCCGCCGUCUUUAGGUGGGGAUAGUGGAACGUUUCUUGAUGGUUUUGACUUCUAAAUUAAAAAUGUCU
Molecule: messenger RNA, 2627 nt
Organism: Grus americana (Whooping crane)
Lineage: Eukaryota; Metazoa; Chordata; Aves; Gruiformes; Gruidae
Gene: HORMAD1
Product: HORMA domain containing 1
Exons: 14
Coding region: 625-1734 (369 amino acids)
Source: RefSeq, a predicted model, not a curated record